Messenger RNA from Orussus abietinus, 3315 nucleotides. Its product is annotated as glycine receptor subunit alpha-2. Gene Ontology annotation, cellular component: neuron projection; synapse; membrane. Gene Ontology annotation, molecular function: chloride channel activity; neurotransmitter receptor activity; transmembrane signaling receptor activity. The transcript has 9 exons. Gene Ontology annotation, biological process: regulation of membrane potential; chemical synaptic transmission; nervous system process. NCBI's taxonomy places the organism in Eukaryota, Metazoa, Arthropoda, Insecta, Hymenoptera, Orussidae. The record is from RefSeq and is a predicted model, not a curated record. Bases 1683 to 3248 code for a protein of 521 amino acids.
AGCAGGCUGCUCGGCAGUCUCUCCUCCAUCUCACGAUUUUACAAUUUCAUAACUUUACAAGCUUUAUUUCACUCUUCGAGCUGAUAUUCUUAACUUUUUAGGAGCUAUCCCAUCGUUUACACACUUUGAAGAAUAAUUGGAUCGGAGCUUCGAAGAGAAUUUUCAAAUGGAAUUUAUAAUUGUUGCUUCGACUCUGGAAACUUCAUCGAUGAAUAUUCUGUGCCAGUUUUGAAUGUUUUAAGAGUGGUUGGAGUAUCGAAGAAUAAUUUGCAUUCAGUUUUUAAAGCUUCAAGUGUGAUUUGAGCAUCGCAAAGUAUUCUGCAUCGAAUUUUCAAAGUUUCAAGUGUGGUUUGAGCAUCGAAGAAUAAUCUGCAUUCAGUUUUUAAAGCUUCAAGUGUGAUUUGAGCAUCGCAAAGUAUUCUGCAUCGAAUUUUCAAAGUUUCAAGUGUGGUUUGAGCAUCAAAGAAUAAUUUGCUUGGUCUAAAAUGAAUUCUGGAAUUUUCCAAGAUUAAUAUUCUCAAGAUUGAGUGUAUUUGGUGCGAAACUCUGUGAGGAGAGACUGCGAAGAAAAUUGGAUGUCCAAAGUGUAACGGUGAAUCAAGAUUUCCAGUUACAUCGAAGCCUGAAACUGUAUGUUGGAAGAUUCGAGGUUAUAUCUUGAAUUCUGGUUUAAGAAGACAUUUCAGGUGAUCAUAUUCUUGAAAUAAUAGUUAACUUUUUCAACUAAUCGAGGACCAAAUGUGCACUUGCAAAGAAGAAUUUCAAACCGAAGCAAUUGGUGUACCUGAAGUGGAACGUCGAACAAAGUCUUUACUCUACAUACGAUUCUAAAUGCCUAAUUAGAUACUAAAUGAGCAGUUGUAGAGAAUUCCAAGUUGGAGAAGUUGGUUUCCUUCGAAGUGGAACUUUACGCAGGAAUCUCGGUCUUCAUCGGAGCCUCAGAUUCUGCGUUGGAUAAGUUUGAAGAAUCAUUUUUGAUUCUAAACACUCUGCAAAGACAUUCUUAAGUACUCUUUUAUUAUUAAGAGUUUCAUUUUGAAUUGUUACGAUGUGGAAAGUAAUAAUCUCCCAGGUGCGUAACAGCAGAGGAGAGUUUCAGCCAGAAUUGCUCGGUUCACCUGGGAUACAUCGAAGAGAAAUUUGUACUGAAAGAUCAUUUUGAUUCGAAGCAUCGAAGAGAGAAUUCCAGCCAGAAUUUUAUAAUCAAUAAACAUUAAAAAGGAAUAUGCCACAUUGUGUACUCAUCGACGAAACAGAAGAGGAAUUUCAGUGCGUGGCUCUGUGAAAUGGAAUUUUAAUUCGCAGCCUUCAGUGCAAUUAAAGGAAGCAUCGAAUUGAAUAGUGAAAGAAGUAUUUUAUACUGCAUAUAAAAAAUGAAACUGUGUACAAAAAAAAAGUUUUAUAUCACAUUUAUGUAGUGCAGAUACAUGUACAAAAAAAAGACUUUUGUACUGCAUUUCAGCACUGCAAAAUAAACAAUUUGUACUUAUUUGCGGUAUAACUGUUCAUAUACAGAAGGAAUAAUUUUGUAGUGUACUUCGGUGCAACUGUAUGCAUGUAAAAAAAUUUCAUACCGCAUUUCAUCAGUGUAAUUGAUGAAAGAAAGAGUUUCCGCAAGAUCAGUGUGUGCAAGAAGACUUAAUCAGUGCCUUAUUCCGAGAAGAGAAUUUUAGGUUAGGUACAUGAAGUGUUUUCCAGUGACUGCGUUGCUGAGAAGGAAAUUCCCAAAAAUGAUUCAUCGAGGCCAAACUUCCGUCAUCUCGAUUGGAAUUCUUUUAUCAAUAUUGUGCCAUCUUUCUUCCGCUGGGACAAUCUUGCCUGCCGCUGCUUGUCCGCCGAUUAAUGUUUAUAGGACGACGACACAAACGGAGCUUUUGCAAGAAUUGACGAGCGAUUGUCGAUACGACAAAAUGGUGAGGCCUCCUGGUGCUCUGAAUGCCAGCGAUCCGGUCCAGGUCCUUUCCGCUGCUUACAUUUACACCAUUAAAUCGAAUAUGGUGAAAACGUUGGAGUUUGAUGUGCACAUGAUGCUCCAGUUUCGUUACUUGGACCCACGUCUCAGGUUUCUGGACAUUGCUCCAGGUUACAAUCAAAUAAUCGGCGGACAAUCCGCCCACGACUUGAUAUGGACCCCCACGGUUUACGUGGCGAACGAACGAAGCUCCGUCGUCAUGGGAAAUGGCGUCAAGGAUCUUCUCAUUUCCAUCGACCCUUCGGGGAUGGUGGUUUUGAACACUAGGUUGGAGGCCAUCUUGAAUUGCGGUCUGCGCCUGGAAAAGUUCCCGUUCGACGUGCAGGAGUGUCCUCUGGUCUUCGAGAGUUGGACGAACAAUGUAAACGACAUGGAGCUCGACUGGGACGAAGACCCGAUAGUACUUGCCGAAGAACUCCACCUGACCGAAUACAAGCUCGUUGGCACAUGGGUCAAUAAAUCCGUAGUUUCCUACACCGUUGCCCAGCAGCAUUACGGACAUUUUGCGGGUAAUUUUAGUUCCAUCAGUAUCACCUUCAAGUUGGCUCGUGAGAUGGGCUUCUUCAUGAUGGACUAUUAUAUACCAUCGGUGCUCAUCGUCGUCAUCUCCUGGGUCUCCUUCUGGCUUCACAUGGACGCAAGUCCUCCGAGAAUAGUCCUAGGUACAAAUACCAUUUUGGCUUUCAUGACCCUCGCCUCGAAGGUGGAGAAUUCUUUGCCAAAAGUGUCCUACAUAAAAGCCAGCGAGAUUUGGUUUUUGGGAUGCACGAUUUUCCUUUUCGCCGCGAUGGUCGAGUUUGCGUUCGUCAACACGAUUUAUCGGCGGAAGAAAAAUGUUCCUCUGAAGAAGGUGAACAGCAAGUACAUCCUAAAGUCGACGUUGACGCCGAGAUUGGCCCGUAAACAAUUUCAGAAAAACACAACAGGACUGGAGAGAUCUCGUUCGUGGUCCUCUCUCGAUAAUGGAAAUGCGAGCGAGCAGGAAUACUCCAGUCAGAAUUACCUCACGGUGCACAGUUUCCCCAGUACUAUAACCGUUCCUGCCGUGAGGGUCGAAGAGGAGAAGGAACAAGGUUCCGUGGGAAGCAUCGUGACCCUGGACAGCGCGACCCAACAGAAAACUCUUCCCCGAAGGCCGACCUUGGCGCAAUUAAAUAGUUUCACGACGAUGACCCCCCAGGAAAUUGCGCAGUGGAUCGACAGACGAAGUAGAAUCGUUUUCCCCAUAGCGUUCCUCAUCUUCAACAUCCUCUACUGGUCCUUCAUCUGGAUUUAGAGAUUUCUUUGGAUCGAAGAUGUUACAAAAUGAAUAAAGCGCGUCGCGGGCGAUGCCUUUAAAUCAA